CAGCAGGAAGGGGCCAUCCAGCCGCAGACCCCAUGGGGAACACCAGCGCAGAGCCCCCCAGCAGUGUGGGCUCCCUGCAGCAGGGCUGUGCCUGGAGCCCCCCGGCCGAGGGGGCUGAGGAGCCGCUGCGGGUGCCCACGUUCUCGCCCGCCGCCCAGGCGCGCGUGGCCAUCACCUUCGCCCUGUUUGCCCUCUCCGCCGGCUGCAACCUGGCGGUGCUGCGUGCGGCAGGGGCCCGGCGCGGCGCCCGGCGCUCCCACAUCUGCCUGCUGCUGCGGCACCUCGCUGCGGCUGACCUGCUACUCACCGUGGCCGUGAUGCCGCUGGACGCCGUCUGGAACAUCACACUGCAGUGGCGGGCGGGCGACCUGGCCUGCCGCCUCCUCAUGUACCUCCGGCUGCUGGCCAUGUACGCCUCUGCCUUUGUCACCGUCGUCAUCAGCCUGGACCGGCAGGCCGCCAUCCUGCGCCCGCUGGCCAUCGCCCGUGCCCGGAGCAGGAACCGCAUCAUGCUGCACAUCGCCUGGCUCCUCAGCGCGGUGCUCUCAGUGCCACAGCUCUUCCUCUUCCGCACGGUCACAGUCACCAUCCACCCCCUGCACAACUUCACGCAGUGCACCACGCUCGGCAGCUUUGCCCAGCCCUGGCACGAGACCUUCUACAACAUGCUGGGCUUCACCUGCCUCUUCCUGCUCCCACUGCUCAUCAUGGUUUGCUGCUACACACGCAUCCUCCUGGAGAUCUCCCGGCGCAUGGGCUCCAGCCUCUUCUCCUCCCAGGACGCAUCACUGCGGUGCUCCAGGGACAACAUCCCGCGGGCACGGCUGCGCAUGCUGAAGAUGAGCCUGGUCAUCGUCUCCUCCUUCAUCCUCUGCUGGACCCCCUACUAUCUGCUGGGCCUGUGGUACUGGUUCUGCCCCCGGGCCAUGGAGAAGAGGGUCUCGCCCACCCUUGCCCACAUCCUCUUCAUCUUCGGCCUCUUCAAUGCGUGCCUGGACCCCAUCACCUACGGGCUCUUCACCAUCCCCUUCCGGAGGGGCUGGGGCUGCCCCUGUGGGCACAGGCCCAAGCCCCAGCCGCCCUCCCUGGCCACCAGCUCCUUCCACUGCUCAGCCUCGUCCCCGCCGCAGCAGCGGGAGCUGCCCGCUGGCUCCGGCUCCUGCCACAGCAGCUCCCUGUGAGGGGACACAGCCCCGUACCCAUGGGGACACCCCGGGGUGCUCAGCUGGGGGAACAGCAGCAGUAGGACAGGUCUGCCAGGGAUGGGGGGGGCACUGCUUCUCUUGCACCCCAAAGCACCUCUGCGGGCGGUGGGGCUGGCGUGGGUGCCCCCCAGUCCCCUCUUUGUGCCUGCCAAGCGCUGCAUGGCAAUAAAGCGCCCCAUGGCC
Strigops habroptila (Kakapo) is the source of this 1388-nucleotide messenger RNA. Its product is annotated as putative gonadotropin-releasing hormone II receptor. The transcript is spliced from 3 exons. Gene Ontology annotation, biological process: G protein-coupled receptor signaling pathway. Gene Ontology annotation, cellular component: membrane. NCBI's taxonomy places the organism in Eukaryota, Metazoa, Chordata, Aves, Psittaciformes, Psittacidae. The record is from RefSeq and is a predicted model, not a curated record. The coding region runs from base 33 to 1181 and encodes 382 amino acids. Gene Ontology annotation, molecular function: gonadotropin-releasing hormone receptor activity; peptide binding.